Acanthaster planci (crown-of-thorns starfish) is the source of this 3360-nucleotide messenger RNA. RefSeq names its product malonyl-CoA-acyl carrier protein transacylase (gene mcat). The record is from RefSeq and is a predicted model, not a curated record. Lineage: Eukaryota; Metazoa; Echinodermata; Asteroidea; Valvatida; Acanthasteridae. Gene Ontology annotation, molecular function: transferase activity.
UUUACAUGCAAUUUGAAAUGUGUAAGAGCAGUCGAUCACCUGAAGGCUGACUCGACACUCGGUACACGUGGUCUGAUGGUCACGGAAAGAAGUUGAAGUUCAUCGUGGUUGUUGGCAUGUAUAUAAUAAUGCUGAUAGAAGCAUUUUCAACUCUGCCUGGUACAUCUUGCCUAUCAAAGUGCAGAGGUAGUGCUUAAUGGCAUAGCAGCUCCGAAGUUUGUGGAAACAUUUGAAAGUUACAAAUACUGGCAGCAACUCUGACCAGAAAAUUGAAGAGACUUGACUUCACGACAGUUUCAGCAUUCAUCGCUAUUGAGACUGACACUCCUCAAAGGAUUGACGAAGGAUCAAACCUGGAAGAGUUGUUGCAGUCUGUCUCCUGUGGCAGGCGUACUGAGGAACUUCCAUAUCAUGCAUCCAGCUAGUUUGAUGAGAAUAAGAAAUGUUUACACUCUCUCACAGGCUGUCUUGAGGUCAAGAUGCCAUUAUCCAAGAUGCUUGAAGCAAGAGAGGACAGGAUUAGAUACAACAGGUUUACUCCAAGGAAGACAUCUUGGAUCUGUGAGCAGAGAUGGAGACAGAAAUGAGAUGGGAGAUUCUACAUCAGCGAGAUCAGGGAUGACAGAAAACAGUAAAAACAGAGAUCAAGUAGCCAAGUCUAUGGCAGCUCAACGAAUUCAAAGCAUGCACAAACUUCUUGAUGAAGCACAGGUAGAGGAGCCAAGAAAGGACUUUGAUUUCUCAGACAUCCCUCAACGACGAGAGGCAAGACUUCAGUCACAGAAGGCAGAAAGACCAAAGCUUAAUCCGCGAGAGAUGACGGCAUUUCUCUUUCCUGGACAAGGGACACAGUUUCCAGGCAUGGGUCAUCAGCUUCUACAAUAUCCAAAUGUCAAGCAGAUGUUCAGUAUUGCAUCUGAGAUUCUUGGCUAUGACCUGCUAGAUCUCUGUCUGAAUGGAUCAAAAGAAGAACUAAAUCGUACUGUUCACAGUCAGCCAGCGGUUGUAGUGUGCUCGUUAGCUGCAGUUGAGAAACUCAAAGAGGACCAACCCAAGGCUGUAGCCAAUUGUGUGGCUGCGUCAGGAUUCAGCGUUGGAGAGUUCUCUGCUUUAGUGUUCUCUGGUGCCCUGUCUUUCGAGGAUGCCAUACAUUUAAUCAAAAUCCGUGCCGAAGCCAUGCAACAUGCCUCUGAGCUGGUUUCUAGUGGUAUGCUGUCUGUGAUUGGUCGACGUGGUGUACACUUCAAGAUGAUAUGUCGUGAGGCCAUGGAUGCUUGUAUUCUAGAUGGGAUCAAGGUACCAGUCUGUACCAUUGCAUCUCAUCUUUUCCCAGAGGCCAAAGUCAUCGCAGGACACACUAAAGCUUUGGAUUUCAUCCAAGAGAUGUCUCGUCACUACUCUUUACGGGCAGCCAAGCGAGUACCAGUGAGUGGUGCUUUCCACUCGCCUCUCAUGGCUCCAGCUAAGGAUGCCUUCUAUUCAGCAGUCGAUCGUGUUCCCUUUGACACUCCUGUCAUUAGUGUUCACUCCAACGUCAAUGGCAAGCGUUACCGACAUGCUAAGCACAUACGAACACUUCUGAAACGUCAGCUGCUAGAACCCAUCCACUGGGAGCAGACUAUGCAUGAGAUGUAUCAACGUAACAAGGGGCAGGGAUUCCCCAAGACAUAUGAGGUGGGACCUGGCAGACAACUUGGCGGCUUCUUAGAAAGGAACAAUCUCAAAGCAUUCCACUCCUACACCAACAUUGAUGUUUGAUAUGCACAUGUAGAAUCACAUUGUACAUGUAUUUAUAAAUGUCCAGUUGAUGUAAAUACCUUUGUAAAUGGGAACCAUUUUAUUUUGUGUUGUGGCUGAUGAUUGUCAAGUAUUUUAAGGCUGUUAAUGCAAGGCUGGAUACCGUUUUAGUUUUGAUCUGUCAGUUCAAAAUCUUUGCCAAGUCACUUUUUUUUAAGGUCAUUCAAACCUAAGGGGAGUCUGAAUAUGCGAUACUUGUCCUCACUUUGUGAUCAGUUUUCCAGUCCCCCCAGGCUGUCACUGGAGUAGGCUUUCAGUCUCCCCUUCAUGCUGUGGGUUUCCCCCUGGAAUAUUAUUUCACAAUUUUCCUCCCACCUCUAAAACUGACAACUUCUCCUUCAUCUCCUCUCUCUAGGUUUCCCCAGGCCUUUUGGCUACAGUGCCUAUGCCCCUUGAGGGAGCCCUGGUUUCAUUACUAGAAGGUGUUAUAAUGAGUAAUUCUUGUCUGUGUUUCUCUGUCUGUGAUUAUCGCAUGUUUCCUUUGGUCUGGGAGGCAGUAAUAGACCACCACUAUUGACAUUGUGUGCCUAGAACCAACUUGACGAAGCUACAGAUUUGCCACACUGUUUGUGCGUUUGUUCUCCAUGCCAAUGUGCUUGCCUUGACCAGCGCCAUUUUGUGGGGACAUUUUUUUGUCAGGAAAUUUUGCACUGAAUUGUAGGGACAAACACCCCCAACGAUAACUAUCAUUCAAGUUAUCCCCACAAGUGCUAUUCAAGUACAUGUGAACGAACAUGUCCAGGCUGCUUCCUCAUUGAAGGGACCAUUUGUUUUGUUUGGAAAAUCUAGACCAAGUAGUGGAGACAAACAAUUGUCCGUAUGGCAUUUUUGAUCAUAGCAACAUCUAUGUUUCAAUGUGUACAGUUCCUACAGGCACAGAACGUGUGUGUGUGUGCUGGGCAAACCUAACUGAGAUUGGUUCUUGGUGUUCGCUCAGAGCGGGAACAAAAGAGGGCGUGUUUUAAAUGAAAAUACUGAACCUUUGGUACAAAGUCACAGUCUAGGCAUGGAAGUUUGUGCACAUUUGAUGCAGAGCGUGCUGAGUAUAUGCAACAAAUUUAUGCUGGAAUGUAUGGUCUUUGUGUGUGCGCUGAACAUGUGCAGGACUUCUCACCAUCUCACCAGCCUGUCUUUCUUUUGCCAGUGAGGGUGCACUUUAACUCAGGGUGGAUUAAUAAAAACGUCUCUUCUUUGCAUAUGUACAAGAGUCUCAUACACAACAGCAUGCCAGAAUUUCCCUCUCAUAUUGCUUGAUUGACUGCUUUGAACUGCAAGUCAUACAGCUAUAUUGUUUGCAAAGUAAUAAAGUGUUUCUUUUUCACGGGGUUGCAGCUGCAGGGUUGGUUCUAAUCAUGUCAUGCCCAUACUCUUACCAAUGUUAUGUGUGUGCGUUAAUUCCUCAGUAUACAUAAAUUGUUUACUAUUGACUACAGGGAUCGCUACUUGAGAAGCUUUGCUCUUAAGUGAUCCUCAACCACAUAUUUUUUGUUUACAUUACCCUCCGAGUGUAUUCUAUUUUUUUAUGUGGAAAUAAAGUUAAAAUUGAAGUUGAAGUAUAUUAAA